CUUCCCCGGUCCGGUUCCUACCUGAUGUGAAAAAAGGUCAUUUCCGCUCAGGUAGAGCAUAGACGGUGCAAAUGCCAGCAACAAUGGAAAUCUUUGAGUAUGAGCGUCUUAUACAAGAAUUCGAAACAGUUGUCCACGCAAACUGGAAACAUAACGGCGAAAGCGGCGACGGUCUUCACAACACAGUAUUGAAUAAACAGGAGCAAUCCACAGACUCUUCGACUCCGAAUCGGCCCUUUUCGAUGACGUGUGCUGAAAGUUCACCCCGACGUCUUUCCCGCCUCCUUGUUUUUGAUUUCGACUCGACUCUCUUUCGGUCACCUUUACCAAACCCAGCUCUCUGGUCGGAUGAGCUUCGUGGUGCUCUCAUUUCCGACUGUGGCUGGUUUGCAGAGCCAAGAACGCUGCAUCCGCCAUUCAUUCCAGAAUGUCCAGGAGACGAAUGGUGGGACACGGAAACAAUACGGGAUGUUCAGAAAGCAUGUGCUCAUAAAGAAGAGACUGUAACCGUCCUCCUCACGGGACGACGGCAAGACCUUUUUGGAGAGCGAAUUAAAAGAAUGUGCGAACAGCACAACCCACCUCUUACGUUCGAUCUAUUCUUUUUCCGCGAAGGGUAUGAUCCAACAUCCAUUUUACAUCAUCCAACGACGCUGGACUUCAAGCUCGCCGUUCUCCAACGCCUAUUGUCGACCUUCCCAAGCAUUUCCCAAAUCGAGUUUUAUGAUGACAGAAAAAAGCACUUGGACCUUUUUGCAAAAGAGCUUGAAAAACUUCGUUUCAAUGGAAGAAUAUCGUCGUAUAUUGUCCACCACGUUGUGCACGCGCCGGUGGAGGCUAGAUAUAUGCCAGCGGACUGUGAAAGGGCCCUAGUAAGCGAUCUCGUCGAUAGGUGCAAUAGCAGAAUCCUUGCCGCGAGACGAAGCCAAGAAGAGGCGUAUGCGGCAGAGGGGAAAGGAAACAGUGGAACGGUGUCGGGACGAGGCUUUCCCUGCAAGAUGCAACGGAGAACAAGUGCGUCCAUUUUCCGGAACACUCUCGAGUUGACCGAUCAAGUUGCCUAUACUGCCAUUCAAAUGGAUUCAAAUGACGUGCUAGCAUUAAGGGCCAAGUAUCCACCUCCUACUGCCAAGUGGGAAGUGCGUGCUGAUCAUGUAACAGUUUGUUUGGGCCCCGCCAAAGCCGAAUUAGUCGAACCGAUGGGCGGUGUAGGCGCUCGAGUGAGCAUAAAAGUGACAGCGGUUGGGGAGCUACAGGACAAGGUCAUGGCUGUCAAAGUGGAGGCCGUUUCAGGUGGUGUUCUUUUAUCCGACAAUGCAAUCCCCCACAUCACCCUCGCAGUUGCGCCUGGCGGAAGAGCUCGCGAAAGCAAUCUGAUCGACACGUGGCGAGCUUUGGACCAGCCUUUUGUGGUAGCAGGCACUAUUAUGGAGAAGGUCGUAACAGGGCUAAAGUUGGAACGAGGCCCGUCACAGUUGCCAAAGAGAGAUGUCUCCAUUGGCAGUCUCAUUAAAAAACAUCAUUCCCAACUGCGUGGACGAGACAUUGGGGCUGCAGUCUCCUUAGUUGAGGAAUGGAUGGGAAAAACAUUUAUUGAGAAUCUGGGACAGAAUGCAGCCGUGAUAGAAUGGUAUAUACAAGGACUUGAUUUAUCAGCAAUACGGGACGGUGGGACAGUCAAUGGUAGUUCAGGAUUAAUGGUAGAUAGACAGGAAGAAAACUAGCUAGGCACAGGACGCUGUUAUACGAUAUUUUUAAGACAGGCAGGACCUGUAAACCGCUCAUAUCCUGAUAUUGAUGAUGAGUAAUGAAUGUCGUAGCCUGCCUUAUGUGGG
Messenger RNA from Spizellomyces punctatus DAOM BR117, 1835 nucleotides. RefSeq lists its product as uncharacterized. Bases 72 to 1724 code for a protein of 550 amino acids. The record is from RefSeq and is a predicted model, not a curated record. Lineage: Eukaryota; Fungi; Chytridiomycota; Chytridiomycetes; Spizellomycetales; Spizellomycetaceae. The transcript has 3 exons.